Molecule: messenger RNA, 1690 nt
Organism: Ciona intestinalis (vase tunicate)
Lineage: Eukaryota; Metazoa; Chordata; Ascidiacea; Phlebobranchia; Cionidae
Source: RefSeq, a predicted model, not a curated record
AUUAUUGCGUAACUUCAACAAUAAUAACAUGAAUUCAAACCAUCUUUUUAAAUUCGAUAGCGAAAAUUAAAUUAAUUAAAACAACAAAGAGAAGAUGAAAUUAGCAACGAAACGACAGUUGUUAAAACACGCUAUGGGUAACAACUACUUGUAAUUUACAAUGUCAUUGUUUAUUGCUCCCAUAUUUAAUGUUUGCACGACUAAUUGUUUGUUUUACCUUGAAACAUAAAUUAGGUCAUCAAGUAUUCACAUGUGACCAUAUAUAGUUAAACAUUAAACAAGUUAUUUGGGGUCGUGGUGACUUGAGUUCCAUGCUAUUAAUGUUAACACACCAAGUUUUCGUAAGCAGAACAAAAGUAAAUAUAUGAUUUACGACAUUAUAUGUUGGGGUAAUAUGGAUGGGAAUAUAAUUAUACACACGAUACAGAGAAAUAAUGAGAUAUAUAGUUUUACAGACAAUUAAAUAAAAGGUACGUUUAUUACAGACAAUUACCCGCAGAAGAUUUGGUGAAAGUUGCUUUGAAACUUCAGGUUCAAGCUUUACCAUCAGCCGAUAUUUUCAACAUGGUUGAACCGUUCCGCGUCACAAUUGAUGGGGCAGAGUUUGCUACAGACCCGAUGUCAAUGUUUGCGGGAGGAGUUUGGAACAAAGAUAAACAAAUUAUAAUCGGAACAAACGCGGAUGAAAUGUCAUUUGUUGACGCUUAUAUACCAGAGGCAUUCCCGAUGCCGUUCAAAGUGUUUGAAAAAUUCAACAAGUUUGUGUUUGGUGAUGAACUUGGCCAAGAAGUGGCCAACGCAUACAAACUACCCGGGGUCGGCGGGGAUUAUAAACAUACGCUUGGAAUCGAAAUCGCUGAUCUGUUUUUCCAUUGUCCUGUAAGAAUGAUGGCCAGGUUGGCUUCAUCCACCACCCCAACGUACAUGUAUUCGUUCGCUCACGGGAUGAAUGGAAGUACGUGCGCGGAGGCGUGGGGGGGUGAGGAAUUGUGUGGGACGGUGUUUCAUGGAUCCGAGAACUCAUUUUUGUUCAGGACAUCACCAUUGAUCGAGUACAAUGCAACAUCUGAGGAUAACUACGUGUCCGAUGAGUUUAGUUUUUAUUGGGGAAACUUUGCCCACUCUGGUGACCCAACAAUGGGAGGUGUGAUGUCACAAACCUUCCCAGCGUGGCCACAAUAUACAGCAGAGGAUAUUUUGGUGCAGGGUGCUAAAAUAGUGUCCAAGUUUAGUGCAGGGUACACAAAUAUCAAACUUGACUAUCCCGACCCCUCCCUUGAGAAUGAAUACAACAAAGAAAUGUGCGACUUCUGGGACAACACUGGGUAUUAUUCUCCAACCACUUUCACUACUAUUGUACCUCCUGACGUCACAACUACCCCGCCUAGUGACGUCACAACUACCCUGCCCGGUGACGUCACAACGACUUCCCAUAAUGACAUCACAACCACCACUGUCCUUCCUGCCCAACCAGAGAAGACUACGUCAGGCGGGAAAAGUAGUUUUAUGACGUCACAGAUGAGCUUGAUGAUUUGUUUUGUUACGUCACUGUUCAUUGUCUAAAAAUUCCAGCAUGAUCGGUAAUAUCUCUUUAUUAAUUUAAAAAUAUGAUCAUUUACAAAAUAAAGGCAAAUAUGACGUCAACAAUGGUUCUUGUAAAUUUAUUGUUGACUGAUUAUGACAUCACAAA